AGAAUUUCCGGUCAUGUGACUUAACAUGGCGCUCUACAGUAGCUUCAAUAUGUCAAUGCUGCUCAUGCAAUAAGAAGACUCACAAUUUCAGGUCGAAAUAUGAAACAUUUUUUCAGGCUGAGGUCCUCGUUGGCCCGGUUCAGUGUGCGUUGUUGUCAUCAGAGUGUAUGGAGCAGUCAUGGGACUUUACGAAAAGUUGGAGUGGAUUUGGGGGAAAGAAAGCUUGAGAUAUCUACGGGGAAGCUUGCUAGAUUUGCGGACGGCUCUGCAGUUGUACAGCUUGGGGACACCUCUGUCAUGGUCACCGCUGUUAGCAGAACACAGCCUUCUCCCUCUCAGUUCAUGCCACUUGUUGUGGACUACAGACAGAAAGCUGCUGCAGCAGGAAGAAUACCAACCAACUACCUUCGCCGAGAGUUGGGUACUACAGAUAAUGAAAUUCUGACCAGUAGACUCAUAGAUCGGUCAAUAAGGCCUCUCUUCCCUGCAGGAUAUUUUUAUGACACACAAGUGCUUUGUAACCUGUUGGCAGUUGACGGAGUCAAUAAUCCAGAUGUGCUUGCCAUCAAUGGAGCAUCUGCUGCUCUGGCCCUGUCAGACAUCCCUUGGAAUGGCCCAAUAGGUGCUGUUAGGGUGGGUCUUAUUGAUGGGGAGGUAAUUGUGAAUCCGACACGGAAAGAAAUGUCUGAAAGCACUUUGGACCUGGUGGUGGCAGGAGCAGCACACAGUCAAGUGGUGAUGAUGGAGGCCUCGGCAGAGAACAUUCUUCAGCAAGAUUUCUGCCACGCUAUAAAGGUUGGCGUCAAGCACAUACAGCAGAUCAUCCUGGCUAUUCAGCAGCUGGCCAGAGAGCAGAAAGUGGUCAAACGGACACCUCAAAAACUUUUCACUGCCCCCCCAGAGAUGGUGGAUGAAGUGCGGCGACUGGCUGGUGAAAAGAUCUACAGAGUUUUUACCAACUCUACCUAUGAUAAAAUUUCCAGAGAUGAUGCUGUAAAGAAAAUAAGAUUUGUGACAGAAGAGCAAAUUAAAGAAAAGUAUCGUCAGGCAGAGCCUUUUGAAGUUAUAGAGUCAUUCAAUGUGGUUACUAAGGAAGUAUUGCGAAACCUAACGCUCAAUGAGUACAGAAGGUGUGAUGGUAGAAGCUUGACUUCACUAAGGGAUAUUUCUUGUGAUGUGGACAUUUUCAAGCCUUUACAUGGCUCAGCACUUUUCCAAAGAGGACAGACCCAGGUUCUUUGCGCUGUUACUUUUGACUCCCUAGAGUCCAGUGUCAAAACAGACUUAAUUACUACAGCUUUAAGUGGCAUCAAAGACAAGAAUUUCAUGCUUCACUAUGAAUUCCCACCAUAUGCAACAAAUGAGAUUGGAAGAGUGGGUGGGAUGAACCGAAGGGAGCUGGGCCACGGAGCUCUGGCAGAGAAAGGUUUGAGAUCCAUCAUCCCCAAAGACUUUCCCUUCACAAUUCGUGUCACAUCAGAAGUGCUGGAAUCCAAUGGAUCUUCAUCCAUGGCAUCAGUAUGCGGAGGCAGUCUGGCUCUGAUGGAUGCUGGUGUGCCAAUAUCAUCAGCUGUGGCUGGUGUGGCAGUUGGCUUGAUUUCCAAGCCAGAUCCGGAGAAACCAUCUGAGAUCCAGGAUUAUAGGUUACUGACAGAUAUUCUGGGAAUUGAGGAUUACUAUGGUGAUAUGGACUUCAAAAUGGCAGGGACGAGUAAAGGCAUCAGUGCCUUACAGGCCGAUAUCAAGAUAUCUGGGCUGCCUCUGAAAAUAGUAAUGGAGGCUAUUCAGCAGGCCACAGUGGCCAGAAAGGAGAUUUUGACCAUCAUGAACCGGACUAUCGCCAAGCCAAGAGCCUCAAGGAAGGAAAAUGGGCCUGUUGUUGAAAAUGUCCGUGUGCCUGUCUCAAAGAGAGCCCGUUUUGUGGGACCAGGUGGCUACAAUUUGCGUAGGAUUCAAGCUCAGACAGGUGUGACAAUAAGCCAACUAGAUGAGGAGACCUUCUGUGUGUUUGCACCUACACCUGGAGCCAUGAGUGAAGCCCAGGAGUUUAUCGUCGAGGUUUGCAAGGAUGAUCAAGAUCACCAACUUGAAUUUGGCGCUAUUUAUACAGCAACCAUCACUGAAAUAAGGGACAUUGGAGUUAUGGUAAAGCUUUAUCCCAAUAUGAGCCCUGUGCUUCUGCAUAACUCUCAGUUGGACCAUAAGCGGAUUAAACACCCCAGUGCCCUUGGUUUUGAAGUUGGACAGCAGAUCCAAGUGAAAUUCUUUGGACGUGACCCAACAGAUGGGAGGAUGAGACUUUCUCGGAAGGUGCUCCAGUCUCCAGCCGCAUCAGUGGUGAAAACACUGAAUGACAAACACAGCAUCACCAUGGGGACAGGGAAUGAUCAAAUUCCCAGUGCCUCUUGAUUUAAAUUGACUCCAAUUCUGUCAUAAAUUCUGUCAUAAACUUCUUUUUAUUGUGCCUGUAUUUUCCAUGUCUGUAGUAAUGAAUCACCUGUGUAAAUAAACAUAACAGUGCCCAACUGUUCCGUUACAUUUGUU
Clupea harengus (Atlantic herring) is the source of this 2544-nucleotide messenger RNA. It is a transcript of the gene pnpt1, whose product is annotated as polyribonucleotide nucleotidyltransferase 1. Gene Ontology annotation, biological process: mitochondrial RNA 3'-end processing; mitochondrial mRNA catabolic process. NCBI's taxonomy places the organism in Eukaryota, Metazoa, Chordata, Actinopteri, Clupeiformes, Clupeidae. The record is from RefSeq and is a predicted model, not a curated record. Gene Ontology annotation, cellular component: cytosol; mitochondrion. Gene Ontology annotation, molecular function: polyribonucleotide nucleotidyltransferase activity; 3'-5'-RNA exonuclease activity; RNA binding.